Molecule: messenger RNA, 2180 nt
Organism: Triticum aestivum (bread wheat)
Lineage: Eukaryota; Viridiplantae; Streptophyta; Magnoliopsida; Poales; Poaceae
Product: vacuolar-sorting receptor 4
Exons: 7
Coding region: 779-1918 (379 amino acids)
Source: RefSeq, a predicted model, not a curated record
AAAAAAAGAAAAGCCUGAUUGGCGCAUUCCCAACCCCACCCCACCUCCCGCAUCACCUCUGUCGGAUCUCCUGACACCUUCCGCCGCUGCCCCUGGCUCCAGCGCGCUUCUUCCCUCUGACCGGCGUCGCUGCCGCACUUCCUUCCACACGGCUGGCGCCCCUCUCGCCGGAGCGCCACCUCCCCAUCCGCCGGCGCUCCUCCUCCCACUCCACCCCGAUCCACCCUGAUGCGCGCGACCCACCCAGCGCCGCACCUGCAUCUCGCCGCCCCGCUCCCUGGCCACCGGAGCGCCAUCCUCCCCACUCCAUCGCUGCCACCCCGCUCCCAGCUGAAACCCACGACGCGCCGCCGAUGCGGGACACCUCCCCGAUGCGCUGCCGCCGUGCCGCGGAUGACCACGAGCGACCUUCUUCCACCUCUCCAAGCGCCGCCACUCGGGACGCCACGCACUUAGGCUCCCCUGCCGCCGCGAACUUCUUGCUCCUACCACCACGACCUUCUCCCCCCUGCCGCAGCGUCCUUCUUCCACGCACUCAGAACUUGGCCAUUUUUGGACGAGGAAUCAAGAUCGCCCCUGCUGCUCUGUUUGGAUCUACUCGGUUGCUGGCGUAGUUUGCUUCGAGGCUACUCACACCCAAGCUCCCACUAGCCACGGCAAUCUCAUUCCCGCAGCGGAUGUCGCCGACCUCGACUAGUGGUUGCCGGAUUUUGUGUUUCUUCUGGUGCAAGGGUGUCACGCGGAGGUGGCUCGAGCCGGCAGGAGAUGCAGCAGUUCGAUGCAGCCCCUCCACGUCGUUCAACUCAUGCAGCCAUCUGGCUCAAAGCCAACAUUUGGCACGCCACUGCUGGUCGAGGAAGCUUUCUCUGGUACCUGCCAUGGCAAGAGCUUGAGACGAUGUGGUUGGGCGUGCAAGUACUACGCGCCGGACCCGGAGGAGGACUUCGGGGAGGGGUACGAGGGGAAGCAGGUGGUGGUGGAGAACCUGCGGCAGCUGUGCGUGCACUGGGUGGCCAACGAGAGCGGGCGGCCGUGGGCGUGGUGGGACUUCACCAUGGACUAUAAGCUGCGGUGCUCCAUGAAGGAGAAGAAGUACAACAAGGCGUGCGCUAAGGAGGUGGUGGCCUCGCUCGGGCUGUCGCUGGAGAAGGUGCUGGUGUGCAUGGGCGACCCCGACGCCGACGCUGACAAUGCCGUCAUGUCCAAGGAGCAGGAGGACCAGAUCGGGCGCGGGUCGCGCGGGGACGUCACCAUCCUGCCCAUGCUCGUCAUCAACGGCGUCCAGUGCAGAGGGAAGCUGGAGAGGACGGCAGUGCUCAAGGCCGUGUGCGCCGGCUUCAAGGAGGGGACCGAACCGCAAGUCUGCCUGAGCCAUGACAUGGAGACGAACGAAUGCCUGCACCGAAACGGCGGGUGCUGGCGGGACGAGGCGACGAACAUGAUGGUGUGCAGGGACACGUACCGGGGCAGGGUGUGCGAGUGCCCCAUGGUGAACGGCGUCCGCUACGACGGUGACGGGUACACCCACUGCAAAGGUCGACUGCACCGCCACACGAAGUUCAUAGGCCAUAGCUGCGGACGGACGAAAUUCCAACUGUACUGUAACCCCUCAAGAUCCAUAGUGGCCAAAGAUGGCGCUCCACAGUUGUUCGAUGUAAUGCCUAAGGAGCAAACAAUGUCUCUCACUUUUUUCGAAAGACCUACCUAUCAUCUUGCCGCUGCUGCGUUAGAGUGGCUCCAUCUGCAGAUGGGGGAUAUCUCGACCUGCAGCUGGGAGAAGUCUCGACCUGCACCUGGUCGCGCGUGCCACUGCCACUUAGGUCCACCACCUACAGCUGGCGCCGCAGUGCCUCGACCGUUCAACUAUGCCACAUCAGCAGUUCAAUAUAUAUUGGAGAAGAAGAAAAAACAACAUUAGGUUCAAAUGUUGUGUUUUGUGAUUGUUGUAGACUUGCAGCAAAUUAGAGGUGGUCUCAAAGAAAAAAUUGUUCCCUUUGAUGGAGCACCUGGCCGUUCCAUUUGUUUUGUUUUGUUUUGCAAAUUGCUAGUUGGCCGUAUAGCUUCAGUAGUGGUAUAAUGCUUUAGGUUCCUGACUAUUGGUCUUGAUGUUUGGCCGUACUUGAGGUUCCAUGCUUGAGGUUGAGCUCGGUAAUGUAUACGGGAGCAGUUUGGAUUUGGUA